Heterocephalus glaber (naked mole-rat) is the source of this 2134-nucleotide messenger RNA. RefSeq names its product growth differentiation factor 9 (gene Gdf9). The record is from RefSeq and is a predicted model, not a curated record. Gene Ontology annotation, molecular function: growth factor activity; cytokine activity. Lineage: Eukaryota; Metazoa; Chordata; Mammalia; Rodentia; Bathyergidae. Gene Ontology annotation, cellular component: extracellular region.
GACUGGUUUUGUAUCUCGUAUCUAUGCGGGUUGACUUUCUUCCAGAGGAUUGGCUCUUUCGGGGCUGCGCUCCAUGGCCUCGCCUUCGGCUUUUCUUGGUGCCCCUUUGCCUCAUUUUUCUAAAAUGUAUCCAGCCUGCCCUCAGCUCCAAGACAGGAAUACAAAUACUUGUAACAGUUAAGGACAAAAAUACUGUAGUGAAAUCUACCUCCAUCUGGGUUGUUAGAAAUACAUCAUUUGCUGAGCGUCGUGGCACACGCCUGUAAUCCCAGCACUUGGGAGGCUGAGGCAGGAUUGCCAUGAGUUGAAGGCCAGCCUGAAUAGCCAGGCCCUAUCUGAAAAAAAAAAAAAAAAAAUUUCUUUCACAGCACCUGCAAACAUCUCAGAACCUUUCAACCAAAGAAUAUGUAGAUAAAUGUGCUAACCAAAGUAAAGACAUCAAGAUAGUGGAUUUUAACGUUAGUCAAAGUUAAGGGCAAUGUUCUCUCCUUCCUUGGUCACUUUCCCGGUAGCGGUACUGGGAAUCCUUGCGCUUGUUAGGUAGGCGCGGUGCCACUGAGCUAAAUCCCCAGACCCCCUUGCUCACUUUUUCUUUUCACGCUACGAGACAUGGAGAUUCAACCCAGGGCCUCAGGUCCUGUCUGGCAGUCGAAGUGGGCCCCCUAGGCUACAGCCAGACGCCAGAGCCCUGCACUACAUGAAAAAGCUCUAUAAGACAUAUGCCACCAAGGAAGGGAUCCCUAAGUCCACUAGAAGUCACCUCUACAACACCGUGCGACUCUUCACCCCCCACCCCCCACAGAAGUUCGCUUCCGGAGACCGGGGGACAGGAAUCUUCCCGUCCGCCGACCUGCUGUUUAACUUGGACCGCGUUGCUGCCGUCGAACACUUGCUCAGAUCGGUCUUGCUGUACACGCUCAAUAGCUCCGUUUCUCUUUCCUCCGCUGGUAAAUGUGUGUGCAGCCUGGUGAUGGCAGAGCCGAGGGCUUCCGGCAAGGCUCUCCCUGGAGCUCCCUCCUCCUUCCCCUUCAGCUCCCAGUUGGAACUGAGAAAGAAUUUCAGAUGGAUCGAGAUCGAUGUGACCUCCCUGCUCCAGCCUCUAGUGGCUUCCAACGAGAGAAGCGUCCACAUGUUCGUCAACUUCACCUGCCCGAAGGCCGGGCCGGGGCGCCUGUCCAGCGCGCUGCUCAGCGAGCCGCCCUCCCUCAUCCUCUAUCUGAACGACACCAGCGCCCAGGCCCACCACCGGUGGUACUCCCUCCGCUACGGGAAGCGGUCUCUGCGGGACCCCGGCCAGCGCAGAGGCGUGGCCGCCUGCCCCGCGGGUGAGGGGCCUGCUGAGGGCGGGAGGUCUCCCCGUCCCCGUCCCCGGAGAGGCCGGGAAACCCUCAGCCCUGGACCGCUGGAGUCGCUGCUUCCAGCGUCCUUCACCCCGAGCCAACACUUCAAACGGUUUCUUUUCCCCCACGACGAGUGUGAGCUCCUCGACUUCAGACUUAGCUUCAGGCAGCUCAGGUGGGACCACUGGAUAGUGGCCCCGCAGAGGUACAACCCUCGGUUCUGUAAAGGGGGCUGUCCGCGGGCAGUGCGGCACCGCUACGGCUCCCCGCUCCACACCGUGGUGCAGAACAUCAUCUACGAGAAGCUGGACGCGUCGGUGCCGCGGCCGUCCUGUGUGCCCGCCGCCUACAACCCCCUGAGCGUGCUGACCAUCGAACCCGACGCCUCCAUCGCCUACAAGGAGUACGAGAACAUGAUAGCCACGCGGUGCACCUGUCGCUGACCUAUGCGCCCCGAACCAAAGCCGGAGCGCUCGGCAACGUAAGUGUCCCACCCGUGCCCCCGGGGACGCUGUCAGAUCUCUAACUGCCUUGCACACUGAGGAGGUCCAGCAGUCCUGUGGCAUCUGUCAGUGAAUGGAGGCAACCAGUGGUUGUGUGGUUGCUACAUUUCCAAACUUGAAACGUAAUUACUUUGGAGAGCUUAAUUUUUUUUCCCCUUGAGCAGUGUUUUUCUUUUCACACAAGUCUUAUUUUGGAUGGGAAAAUGUCUUAGCAUAGAUCUUGGAGUUGCAGUUACAAAUUUCGAGUGCUGAGGUCUUCUGUAACUGAAAAAUAAAUUCCUGUCAAUGGCA